GUUGUUUUAACGUUGAAUUUUAGUAUUUUAGAUGAUUUUUAAUACCGUUAAUUGACCGCUUUGUCAUUUAAACGAUAGUAUUCGUGUAACUAGAGCUGUUGAACGAUGCUGUGUUACUGUAAGUCAAAGUCCAGUGGUUUUAUCGCUUAUAUCAAAUCAAUUAAUCGUCCAUCUCUUGAUACCGUCUUUGAUGUCAUCUCUAACAUUAUACAAACUACGGCUAAUUUGCUGAGAAUUAUUGCGGUGCUGCAAGGAAGACCGAUUGGUCCAAAUCAUUGUCCAAAUGGAAACAUUAACUGUUGAAUUUACUCAACCGAUCGUUCUACUCGACAUAGAAGGAACAACAACAUCCAUUAGUUUUGUCAAGGAUACUUUGUUCCCCUUCGCUAGAAAAAACCUCAAGGAUUACAUCGAACGAAAUUGGUCUAAAGAAGAGCUUCAAGAUGUCGUUAAAUUGCUCAAGCAACAAUGCGAAGAAGAUAAAUCGAACGAACUAACUGGACUGAUUCCGAUCACCGAUGGCGAAGGAGAAAUCCAAAGCAUCGUUGAGAAUGUCAACUGGCAAAUGGAUAAUGAUAGGAAAACGUUCGCUUUGAAGAAAUUACAAGGAUUUAUUUGGAAAGAUGGAUAUCAUAGUGGUCAGUUAAAGAGUCAUUUAUACGAAGACGUAGUACCGGCUCUGAAAUCGUGGCAAGAUAAAGGUAGAAAAUUGAAUAUAUACUCGUCCGGCAGCGUCGAAGCUCAAAAGCUCCUGUUUGGGUUUUCUAUUUUUGGAAAUUUAUUAGACUUAUUUUCGAAUUAUUUCGAUACAACCGUUGGUGCCAAAGUGAAUAAAGAGAGUUAUUCGAAUAUUGCGAACGAGCUGAAUUGUAACUGCAGUGAUAUUUUAUUCAUUACUGAUGUCGUGAAAGAAGCAGAUGCAGCUUCGGAAGCUGGUUGCAAUGUGAUUAUAUCCGAUAGGCCAGGUAAUGCUCCCCUUUCACCGGAGGAUAGAAAGAAAUAUAAAUGUGUGCGAUCUUUUUCACAACUCCAUCCGAAGUGAUUGAUGGUCGUUUCAUAUCCGUGUUUUAAUGAUUUUAUGACGAUCGAGUCGUGAUAAUUUUUGAAUUUUGAUUUGCUACGAUUGCCAUCAUUGAGAAUCAACGAGCCAUGAGUGGAAUCUGGAAUCUUAUGUGAUAAAAGUCUAGUAAAAAUGAUAUUCGUAAUGAAUGUUUUGCAUAAAUAUAAGUUUCGUAGUUUUUAUAUCGACUGAUUUAUAAGUAAUAAGAAAUGUUAUCGCUGAACGAGA
Planococcus citri (citrus mealybug) is the source of this 1288-nucleotide messenger RNA. RefSeq names its product Enolase-phosphatase (gene Enoph). Gene Ontology annotation, molecular function: magnesium ion binding; acireductone synthase activity. The transcript has 6 exons. The coding region runs from base 284 to 1042 and encodes 252 amino acids. The record is from RefSeq and is a predicted model, not a curated record. Lineage: Eukaryota; Metazoa; Arthropoda; Insecta; Hemiptera; Pseudococcidae.